Molecule: messenger RNA, 837 nt
Organism: Torulaspora delbrueckii
Lineage: Eukaryota; Fungi; Ascomycota; Saccharomycetes; Saccharomycetales; Saccharomycetaceae
Exons: 1
Coding region: 1-837 (278 amino acids)
Source: RefSeq, a predicted model, not a curated record
AUGAAAGAUCAAGAUUCGUUGGAAGAGUCUAAGAGGUUAAGAAGGUUACACAAAUUCUCCACUGCGGCUAGAGAUAAGAUCAUCAAUGACCCUCUAAAUGACAGGGCAUUGCUAAGUCGGUCUUCAUCGAACAGUGUAGAGGAAUUGCUGAGAUCUUCCAAGACCAGAAAUCAAUUGCUGAAUCGGUUGAAGAACGAAGAUGUCAACGAUUCACAACUAGAACAUGGACUGAGAAAGCUUCGAGAAGUCAUUGUCAGCGCAUAUGAGCAGAACAAAGAUGAUCCAUCCUUUCAACGGGACUUGCUUGAUGUAUACCAAAUGUCGUAUGAGUACUAUUUCAUCAAGAAAGAUUACGGAAAGCUGGGAAACAUUGUGCUGAAAUUUAUCUUCACACAUUUACAAGAGAUCAGCGCAGAAUACGCAGAAUACGCAGACAUAUAUAUCCUUCACGUCUCCCACAAUGAAUUUGACAUGGGGAAAUGUCUGACACUAAUUCGCAGUCGAAAUAAGAUAGAUGACAACACACGCAAAUUGCUUGAUUUGUCGCUAAUUUUUAACAAUCAUACCAGCUGUCCAAGUAGAUGGUUUGAACUACUCGCAAAGAUGCCAGAGUCAUCUCUCGCAUAUCAAUUCCUCAGAGAUUCACCAGCUUAUAAGGAAAUGCAAAAAAGAUGCUUCACGAUAGUCAGUAAAUGUUACAAUCAAAUUUCUUCUGAGUUCCUUCUCCGGCAGUGGUUCCACUGCUUACUAUCACAGUCAGAACUCUCCCAACAUUAUCAGACUACCACCACUCCAAGAGGUGACCAGAUUAUAGUAUUUAAGCGGUCUAAACGAUAG